UACUUUUCAACCUGGCUACUGCCACCGCAGGGGGUCAUUCGCCAGGAGACCUCCGGCUGUCCACAUGCAGCUAGACCAGCUUUCUGCUCCGUUGUAGACAGGAAUACCAUGUGCUGGCUAACUCAUUGGAUGGACUCCGUACUGAGCCUGUGACGUGUGAGAGGGGCGAUGUGAAGCCAGAAGGUGAUGUGAAGAAAUCAUGUUACACAAACUUAGUUCUGUCGUGUCACAAAGCAGUUCCUUCGCCUAGCCGUGACGGGAAAGAGACGAAGGGAAGACCACAGUGAGAUGCCCAUGUGAAUUUCAUUCCAAAGAUAUCACUUUGAACCUGCACAGCGCUACGCUACGUCAAGUUGGCACCGCUGCAGUUUCUUAUUGCUUCUUGACAACUCUCGGUGAUCUCUGGAACCCACAAAACACAUUAGGAUGCCGUCAUCAUUUGCGUAUGGCCUGCUGGGAUCAUGGGCACCCAGCCGAGCCUCGUCAGCAUUUCUCCUUGGUGGCCAUUCCUACAUCUUCAGCUGCAAUGUCACAACUCUCUGCGCACUUCUGCUGUUUGUCUUGAUGACGUUGGACGUGAGAGCUCUGCCGUCCCAGCCCGGCAGCGGCAGUACGAGAGCGCCUUCACCGUUAUCCGGGACAGCGCCGACAGUCCUGGCACCUACGAGCGCACCAGUUGCUCCCCAAACGGAAUCCUGGCGAACACUUGCCAAGACCAUCUCGCAGGCUGGCGGUGUGCGUCGCAUUUGUGGCUACGGUCGAGCAGUUCAGUUUUCCACAGUGAAAGAGACCAGGGCCAUGGAAAACGACACUCUUGGUGAGCCAGCAUCCAGUGUAACCGGCCACUGCAAGACACUCCACUUCACACUGGAUGUGCAAGACGCAGUCAUGGGAACAGUAGUGGGGGCAGAACUACAUUUCAACCUGCUGGUGGCCGCCAAGGAACGCCUGCUGGACAGGUACACAUUUCUUGUGUACCAUAUCCUGGAUGGUUCUGGGGAGAGAGUUCUGAUAGGAACCGACUCCAUCUCAGCUGUGAGGGUCACUGGACUGCCUGAGCACAUCUGUCUGGAUGUACGGACUGCACUGAAGGCCGUACAUGAGAAAAACAGGCAAAAUCUUACGCUGGCUGUGGAUAUAGUUAUCAACGGACAGCCCAGCUGUGACCCAAGAUUGACUAAUUCCAGUGACAUGGCCACUGACGGGGUGGCAUCCCAGCCAGUGUUUUCGCUGAGCAACUCUGCAUCGAUCUUUACAUACUACCAUCACUCUAGGACAAUCCCAUUCUUCCGAGAUCUCUUCCAAGCAUACGGCACCCAUCCCUACAGAGCUAUUCCACCGCCGGACUGGGAUACGCACAAGAAUGAGCUUUGUCGUGUUCAUCGCUUCACUCUCGACAUCACAGCCAUGGGAGCCAUAGCUCCUCGCAACCUCACGUUUGGUGUGUGCGCUGGAUCCUGUCAAUACCCAAUUGCAUAUCCAACAAAGGACACGCAUAAUUCUAGGUUCAGGUCGCUACUGAUUGCUUAUGACCAGAUCCCAGCAGCACAAAGACCACCUCCGCCAUGCUGUUCUCCAGUUCAGAAUGCUAGAAUGCAAGGACAAACAGUUACGAUGAGAAGAAAUGGAAAGCUGGUCUUCACGUACCUUUCUGAUCUUCUCCCGAAAUGUGGAUGUUUCUAGUUUACAUACAAACACCCUGUUUUGCUCAGUCCCAUUGUAGCCGCCCCUGUCACGUGACAUCAUACAGCCAGUCUGGCACUACAACGGUGGUGUAUAUCAGAAGCCAACUUGACCCCUCUUGA
Messenger RNA from Sycon ciliatum, 1805 nucleotides. RefSeq lists its product as uncharacterized. NCBI's taxonomy places the organism in Eukaryota, Metazoa, Porifera, Calcarea, Leucosolenida, Sycettidae. Gene Ontology annotation, cellular component: extracellular region. The transcript is spliced from 2 exons. The record is from RefSeq and is a predicted model, not a curated record. Gene Ontology annotation, molecular function: cytokine activity; growth factor activity. The coding region runs from base 427 to 1683 and encodes 418 amino acids.